Dipodomys spectabilis (banner-tailed kangaroo rat) is the source of this 6536-nucleotide messenger RNA. It is a transcript of the gene Frs2, whose product is annotated as fibroblast growth factor receptor substrate 2. NCBI's taxonomy places the organism in Eukaryota, Metazoa, Chordata, Mammalia, Rodentia, Heteromyidae. Bases 333 to 1859 code for a protein of 508 amino acids. Gene Ontology annotation, biological process: cell surface receptor protein tyrosine kinase signaling pathway. Gene Ontology annotation, cellular component: cell-cell junction; cytoplasm. The transcript has 8 exons. The record is from RefSeq and is a predicted model, not a curated record.
AGAGGCCUGGUAGGCACAGUCGCUGAGUCUCCAUCGGCUCGGACUAGGCAUCUCCAGUCCGGGUCAGAGUGUGGAGGUCCUCGUCCGCCGAGCCGCGCCCCGCGCCCUCCCAGCGUCCGGGCCGACGAAAUGGCCAUUAGGAAGAUGCCGAGAAGAAACAAUGAUGAAAUAGUCCAUUUUUUAUAAGAUGCAGCUGUGGAUUUUCAACCAGAUCAGUUUCAGCAAACAAGGAAGCCAUGGUAUUUGAAAUAUUUGUGAACUCCUGAUGCAGCAACAGAGACUAAGAAUAUUAAUGGCCAGAUCUAGUGAUCACAUGGUCUUCUGAAGAAGCCAUGGGUAGCUGUUGUAGCUGUCCAGAUAAAGAUACUGUCCCAGAUAGCCAUCGGAACAAAUUUAAGGUUAUUAAUGUAGAUGAUGAUGGGAAUGAGUUAGGUUCUGGCAUAAUGGAACUUACAGACACAGAACUGAUUUUAUAUACCCGCAAGCGUGACUCAGUAAAAUGGCACUACCUCUGCCUGCGCCGCUAUGGCUAUGACUCAAAUCUCUUCUCUUUUGAAAGUGGGCGGAGGUGUCAAACUGGACAAGGAAUUUUUGCUUUUAAAUGUGCCCGUGCAGAAGAAUUAUUUAACAUGUUGCAAGAAAUUAUGCAAAAUAACAGCAUAAAUGUGGUAGAAGAGCCAGUUGUAGAAAGGAAUAAUCAUCAGACAGAAUUGGAAGUCCCUAGAACACCUCGAACACCUACAACUCCGGGCUUUGCUGCUCAGAACUUACCUAAUGGAUAUCCCCGGUAUCCCUCAUUUGGAGAUGCUUCGUCCCAUCCUUCAAGCAGACAUCCUUCUGUGGGAAGUGCUCGCUUACCUUCAGUUGGUGAAGAAUCUACACAUCCUUUGCUUGUGGCUGAGGAACAAGUACAUACCUAUGUUAACACCACAGGUGUGCAAGAAGAGCGGAAAAAUCGUGCAAGUGUACAUGUCCCAUUGGAGUCAAGGGUUUCUAAUGCUGAAAGCAACACACCAAAAGAAGAACCAAGUAGUAUUGAAGACAGGGACCCUCAAAUUCUCCUUGAACCUGAAGGAGUCAAAUUUGUUUUAGGACCAACCCCUGUUCAGAAGCAAUUAAUGGAAAAAGAGAAACUGGAGCAACUUGGAAGAGAUCAAGUUAGUGGAAGUGGUGCAAACAAUACAGAAUGGGACACUGGCUAUGACAGUGAUGAACGAAGAGACACACCCUCUGUUAACAAACUGGUAUAUGAAAAUAUAAAUGGGCUAUCUAUCCCUAGUGCCUCAGGGGUCCGGAGGGGUCGUCUGACAUCCACCAGUACUUCAGAUACCCAGAAUAUCAACAACUCAGCUCAGAGAAGAACUGCAUUAUUAAACUAUGAAAAUUUACCAUCCUUGCCUCCUGUUUGGGAAGCUCGCAAGCUAAGUAGAGAUGAGGAUGACACUUUAGGACCAAAGACCCCGUCUCUAAACGGCUAUCAUAAUAAUCUCGAUCCAAUGCAUAACUAUGUAAAUACAGAGAAUGUAUCUGUGCCAGCAAGUGCUCACAAAAUAGACUAUUCACGGCGUCGGGACUGUACACCAACAGUCUUUAACUUUGAUAUCAGACGCCCGAGUUUAGAACACAGGCAGCUUAAUUACAUACAGGUUGACUUGGAAGGUGGCAGUGACUCUGACAACCCUCAGACUCCAAAAACGCCUACCACUCCCCUUCCACAAACGCCUACCAGGCGUACAGAGCUGUAUGCUGUGAUAGACAUCGAGAGAACUGCUGCCAUGUCAAAUUUGCAGAAAGCCCUUCCACGUGAUGAUGGUACGUCUAGGAAAACUAGACAUAAUAGUACUGAUCUGCCUAUGUGAGCCUGGAAAGCAUCAUGUUGUUUGCACCUUUGUGAAGUUCGAAAGAUGAAGAUGCAAGUGCUUCAUUUUCAUUGCUACACUAACUCCUUUUAUAGACUUCCAAAAAAUUUUCUGAAUAUUUCAUGAGCAUCUUUAAUUAAAGGGAAUUAAUGUAGAGCAGGUACUCCUUAACACUAAUUUCAUUAUAUACUACUCAUUACUGUAUAGCAGCAUUUCCAUUUUCACAGUGCCUAUUUAAGAUGAGAGUUGAAAAGUGAAUGACAUGCUGGUUGACUUUCAUUCAAUAUUCUAGACUUAUACAUACCUUUCAUGUCUAAGUCAUGGUUAGCAUUUCAAACCUUUUCUAAAGCCUCUUGGUGAUGUAUAUUGCUAAAAGAUAAGUCUAGGCUUUGAAAGUAAUACUUGUAGAUUCAUUCUUUGCAGUAUGUGGUCUCCAGCAUGUAACAUGAGGAAUCCUUUAUUUCAUUAAGUAAAGGCUUUUUGACUUGAGCCAAAACACAUGUAAAAGAAACAGAAAAAAUUACAUCUUUAUACCAGUCAGCUCCUUAGCCUUCAGUGUUAUUGGAAAGAGUCCUAUGUCAUGAAGACAGUUUGCUAUUGGCAUGUUGAAAGGCAGGCAGGCAGGCAGGAGACAAGAUUUUGUUUACUCAUCUCAUGAUGUCAUUUGAAGGGCAUAUGUAGAUAUGUUACUCAGAAUUACAAUAGGAAUCAGUCUCAGGUCACUUUACCCAAAAACAUUUGAAAAUUGAAACCAUGAUAUCUUGACAUUUCUCUCCUAUAGUUUAUGGUCAUCACAUUGUUUUCUGGAGGCAUUUGUGCCAUAGGUUCCCAUUUACCUUUAGUUUUUUUUUUUUUUUGGUGUUUGGGUUGUCUUAUUUUGAUACUUCAUGUCUUUUUCAACUGAAGAUGUUUAAGUUUGUAUAUAGUUUUUAAAUUGGAUUAUAUGUUCAUUGUUAGUUUGCAUUUUUGUCCAGUUAUGGUUUUGAAGGUUCAUUUGGAACUUACUGUUAUUCUUUAACAGGGUUGCCCUUGUCCAGUAUUUAUUUAUAUGCUGUUUACUUUUCAAGUUGAUAAGAUAGACUCUCAAUUUAAAAUUUCACUUGUGUCCAUAGGUGAUCUGUUUAGUAGCUGAGAAAAUGAAACAAAACAAUACUUUUCACAUGCGAAGUUCCCUAAAGGUACUGUUUUUUUUCCUGUGGGCACUCUCCCCAGCACUUUAGCAGGGAUUUCCUCAGCAACAUGGCUGUAGUCAUACUCUGCCCACUCUAGUGUUCUUUGGCUCUGCUGUCCUUUCUCUUAUGACUGGAUCUUGGACUAUCUUCUGAUUUCAGUGAAAUGUUAAAUUGUUACCAGCAUGGCAGGUACCGUAGAAGUCUUGUAGUACUGAGAUCGUGUCAUAUUUUAGGGUCUAAAAUGCACUGAAGUUUGUGUAAACUGAUGACAGUUCAGAUGUUGAAUUCUUGGAAAAAUCAAGAAUGUUUGAAAUUCCAACACUAAGAAGGUUAGGUAACUUUGCAAAAAAAUAUUUUAGUUUUUUCUAAAUAUGAGGAAGAUUGACAUUAUGAUCUGGAUCUACCAGAUGUGACUAGGUUACUUUAAUGUGAAAAUGUUUUAGUCAUAUAAUAUCCAAUUUAUUCAAUAAAUAACCUAGUCCUAGGACCAGUGAAUGGAUUAGCAGGAUGGAAGAGUGGGACCAUUAUAAAAAAUAAAUAAUUGCAAGUGUCUUGAUCAUUUUCAGUGCCAUUGGUUUAUUAGCAUAGCAGAAUUUUCUGACACUCCCCUCCUUCCCCGCUGUGAACCUGGUGCUUUCUAAAGUGUUUGCUGUUCUCUUAAAAAGAGCAGUGGUGUAGAUGUUCAGUUUCCUAAUGCAGUUUGCAGUUUCAAUGUUUAAUAUAUUGUUCUAUUUAGCCUUUCUUCUGAGUAGAUUGCUAAUUGUGCCAAAUUUCUGUAAUGGUUUUUGUAUUGUGGAAAGAAUAAUAUUGAUGGAUUCAAUGCACAUGGUUAUCUUUGUAAUAAGCAGUCAAAGCAGAAUAUUAAUCUCCAAAUGAAAGGGCUGAUCUGUUUAUUCAUUUGGGAGGUUGUAUACUUUAUUCUUUCCCUCAAUCCUUUUCCCCUUUUCCUCCAGAUUCUACUUUUUAUAUUUUUUAGGUAACUAAUUAUAAUCAAUAUAGUUUAUAUGUUAAAUACUUUUGUGGUUUAAAAAUGAAAAUGGGACCAAUUUAUCUGCUAAGAAUUUGAUUUUGAGGUACUGUAGAUUAUUAGGAGGAAAUAUACAUCUGGUGUUAAUUUCUAGAUGUCUUCUGGAAAUCACCUUUGUUCUAAUUUAAUAAACAAAGUCAUUUAGAAUACUACUUGUCCUCUGUGUGGGCAUUAAACCUUGUCCAGAAAGAAUGUACCUUUUAUUAGGUACAUUUUAGAAUGAGAUAUUUUAUUGGUACAUAAUUGUGUCCUAGUGUUUCAGAAAAUCUGAGACAAGCCUAAUUUUAGAUAAUCAGUUCUGUUCUUAGACCAUUUUACCUACUUUGGGUUUUGGAAAUAGAAUCAUGCUCAUAUUUUCCCCCCAAAUAAAUACAUUCCUCUUUUAUCUAUGUGGUUCAUAACAUCUAUCCCAGACCAGAGUUGGAAACUGAUAUUAUAUAUGUUCUUCCUCAGUGUUUUAUUUCUCAGUUUCAUCUUCCUUUAAAAAAUGAAAAUAUGGUGCCUUCCCUCCCUCCAGGAAGAUUGGCAGAGUUCCUUUUAUUUACUGUUGCUGUGGAGUGAUGAGAUAUGCACUUUACUCUUGAAGACUCAGCAAAAGGCUUUUUCACUUCCCAGUACAUCCAGACUAGAUCACAUUAGAAAAUUUGCCAAGCAAGGUUUUUUUUAUAGAUUUAAUGUUGACUCCCUCCCCAUACAAUGUUAUAAAAAUAAGUCAAGCUGGUGUUUAUCUUCCAACCCCUCCCCCGAAAUCUGUGGCACAGCAUAUAAAAAUGUACCUCAGUAAUGUUCUAUUAAAAAUGGGACAGGGGCCUUAUGUUUUCCUAAUUUCCCAAUUAUGUGCCACCAUGUAUUUACCUAAAGGUAAGGUUUUAGCAAGCUAAAAGUACUUCUCAGUUCCCUCUGUACUGUCCUCUAACUCAGAACACCCAAACGUUUUGUGCAAUGUGUAAUGUGUAUGUAUAAAUAAAUAUAUUCUUGAAAUAGACAUACCAUUAGCGACAUCAUUCAGAAGUAACUGAUCUAUACUGGCAUCUCAUUCAUAUUUGAUGUGUGAGUAUAAGGUACUAUUACAUUGAUGUUUGCCAAAUCUGAAUAAAGGCAUUGGUACGAAAUUACAGAAUGUAUAGAAAAUGUUUUGGCUUGAAAUAUUAACAUGUUUUAUGACAUCCCACAAUGUACUCUGUCCAAACCAGCACCCUCUCCUUUUUUCUAUUCUUUACAUCCCUGUUCCCCAUCUCUGCUUCCUCAUUUUUUGGGGGUAGAACACAAUUCUUUCGUAGCAUCACUAGAACUAUUAAUUCUCUGACAGUUGAACAAUUAUAGUAUGCAACAUACUGGUAUUAAUAGUACAGUAGUCACCAGUGUGCCACAGUUGCAUUAGUCAAUGCAAAACACAUUUUAUAAGAGACAAAUCUUACGUUACAUUUUAUUUUCAUCUAGUUGUAUAAUAUUGUAAGAUUAUUGUAUGUCCUAAUUGCAUUAUAAAUGUUUUUUUCCUACAUAAAGGCAUAAAUAUAGCAUCUUUGUAUAAAGGUAGCUAAUUAGAUUUUAAUUUUUCUUUCAUAAAAAUUGUCUUAACAGUGGGAUUACCUUACCAAAUUGUAUAAGAAAUAGGAAUCUUGCCCUUAAUGGUUGCUUUUAUAAACAUUCCAUGGAAGUGAUACUGCAUAAAUUGGGUUUUAAUGCUGUUUCAUAUCAGCAUUUUAAAUUUGGUUCACAACCUUAAUUCUGGCAAAAACUUAACCACUGUUAACUAAAAUGAAACCUUGUUGUAUAUGUAACAGCACUGUUUUUGCCCUCUGUCCUUCUCCACCUUUCGUUCUUUAUUCCUAUCAGUGCCAACUUCGUACAUUUUGUAGCAUGGCAAUAAAAUAUAACUUUUACACUAAGGCCGAGUGUGGCUUUUUGGAGGACAUGGGGAUGGGAGGUUUGCCCCCAGUAGUCCUCAAUAUAUAACUUCUUGCCAUAUAAGCCAUGUCGUCAGGCAGAAGUUGUACAUGAUGUAAACAAGCUUUUUGAGGACAAGUGUGAAUGUGCUUUUAAGCUUAAUUUUUGUCAUAAAAAUAUAACUAAUUUUUUUAUCUUUGGAAAAGUUAGAGUUCUUGAAGUACAAACCUUUAUUAACUGGAGUACUUAAAGAAUAAGCUAAUUGAAUUUUGUUCAACAAGGGCUAAGCAACACAUUUUUAAAAUCCUUAUUUAUUGUAGAGUAUUAUUAGUAUACUUUACUGUCCUAAAAUAUGUAAAAUAUGGUUUAAUCUUAGAUGAUGUAGCAUCUUGCAAUGCCUUACUGUUGUCAUUCUGGUAUAAAUAUCUAUGAUGAGGUACUCAACUUGAUACUGGAAACUGAGCUGACUAUACAUUGACUUUAAGCAUUCAUGGAAAAACUGCUUUGUUGAAUAAAACCUAAUCAGUUUUUAUGGUCACUUUCCCCUUAUUGCCAAAAGUAGAUUGCAAUAAAAGUUUGGUUGGAUACCUA